Onychostoma macrolepis is the source of this 5236-nucleotide messenger RNA. It is a transcript of the gene fmn2b, whose product is annotated as formin 2b. Gene Ontology annotation, molecular function: microtubule binding. The record is from RefSeq and is a predicted model, not a curated record. Gene Ontology annotation, cellular component: cytoplasm; actin filament; endoplasmic reticulum membrane. The transcript has 21 exons. Gene Ontology annotation, biological process: actin nucleation; intracellular transport. Bases 267 to 4499 code for a protein of 1410 amino acids. NCBI's taxonomy places the organism in Eukaryota, Metazoa, Chordata, Actinopteri, Cypriniformes, Cyprinidae.
GCACAGCACAGGUGUCCGAUUAUAACCUGCCGGCGGGAAAGAUGCACACACACACACAAACAAACACACAGACACACACACGGUUUUCAUUCGAGUUUGUCCAGAGGAACAGCAUAAAUCGAGUUGUUUGUAUUGAUAGCGAGUCAGGUUUAAUGUUUGUUGAGAUUUUAGCGUCUUUGAAAUUACGAGAUUCAGUUUUAAUUGAUUUCAGAUUCACAUGGAUCACUAGAGCUCUACAGAACUGGUGUGUGUAAGAGUGUGUCGCGAUGCAGACUGCAGGGUUCAGACAGAAGCUGCUGGAGGCGUUGAGUCUGGGCAGACUGCAGCAGUACUGCCUCCCCCACGCAGACGCAGACGCAGACGCAUACGUCCCUCCCCGCCCCUCCUUCUACAGAGCAGAGGAGGACAGCGAGCUGUUCUCUUUCAUCACAGCCUCCUCCUCCAUCACUCUCUUCUCCUCGUCAUCCUCCGAGAGCGAGAGUGCGUCAAACCCCUGCUUGCGCAGACGCAGACCGCCGAGCCGUCAUGGCGUGAGAGAGCCGCUCAUCAUGGGCAAUCAGGAUGGAAAGCCAAAGCGCUCCGAAGGCGCGGCGGAUGAAACCGUGGCUCACGACGGCACAAAGAAAGGGAAGAAACCGCGAGGGGAGGGAGGGAAGAAGAAAAACAAAUCCGACAGAUCCUCAGUGUUCCCUCACAUACGCAAGCGCAAGCACCAGAGCAAGGCUAAAAGCUUCCUGAGCGGAUCCAAAGAGGAUGCAGCAUCGCAGGAUGAACUGGACAGCGUUCCCUCGCUGUGCAAUAAGACACCCGAUCUCUCCGGAGAUGAGCUCGUACAUUCGGACGCCGAGCCCGAGCAUCCUCGUCUGGAGGAGGAGAAGAAGGUGGCCAGCUCCGGGUCUGAUACGGAUAUGUACAGCUUCCACUCGGCUGCGGAGCAGGAGGAUCUGCUGGCUGACAUCCAGCAGGCCAUCCGUCUGAAGCAGGGCGUGAUGCUCGGCUCCGUCCAGAUUCCCUGGGAGUGCAAACAAACCGGAGAUGCUAAAAGCACUCCCACCCCCGACUCGGAGCCGUUCACCGUACUGGAAGCCAUUCCUAAAGCGGAAAAAAACGGGAUUGUGCUCCUCGGGGAGGAGCCGGCUGUGAACGGGCUCUCAGAGGAGGCCCUUUGUGCUCCGGUCGCCGUGGAAACGGUCACAAAAGAGCCUGAGGCCCCUGUUUCUCCUCCUCCUCCUCCUCCUCCUCUUCCUUCUCCUCCUCCAGCGCUUGCUCCUACAAACAGCACCACAAGCUUCCCGGACCUGACAGCGUCGUUCGAGAGCGCCGUGGAGGCCGUGGAAGACGACCGCUCGCCUCCCAGCACAGAUACAGCGUCUGACCUCAGGUCGGCAGGCUCGCUGGAGUGUCUCACCGUCAUCGAGGAGCUCGUCCAGAGGCGCAAGAGCAGCGUUUCGUUCCCUCCGGAGAGUCCUCUGGCCACACGGCUGCUGAAGUCUGCGGUCAAGCCCUAUCCGCCCAUCAGCACGUCCUACAUCAAAACCACCACUCGACAGCUGAGCUCGCCCUCCUGCUCGCCCGCACCGUCCCCGUCCCACAGCCCACUGUCCAGCCGCCGCGGACCGGACCGAGCCCAGAGGAGGCGCGUCCAGCGCCAGCGCUCCUACAGCAUCACCGGCCCCAUCAGCCGCUCCGCAGACUGGACCGAAGAGCUCCGCACGCUCCCGUCCAAAACCAGCUGCUCAGAGGAGACGCUCAGAACCGGCGCCAAUCAGAGCUCCACAUGCAGCUUCCAGGAGGUCUUCACAGGCCGGACGCUGUUGGAGCGCUUCUUCCAGCAGCAGGACUCCGGAGAGCCGGAGGAGGCCGAGAAGCUCUGCUCCAGGAUCCUGGCCAUGGGUCUCCUCCUGCCCUUCAGCGACUGCUUCAGAGAGACCUACGGCAGCAGCGGACAGAUCGCACCCAAGUUUGACAUGCCUGAUCAUGUGUUUGGUGUCCAGCACGAUCAGCUGUACACAUGGGCAGCGGUCAGUCAGCCGACUCCGUCUCUGGAGGGACACCUGAAGAACCUGUGGCCCUCGACCAGACCCGGAGCCCAGGACCGGCCCCAACCCAAAUACACAGAGGAAGCGGUCGAGGAGCAGGAGGAGCAUCAGGCUGUCGUCUCUGACCUUAAGAAACAAAAGCAAGAAGAAAUCCGGCAAGUUGAGGAGGAGUCGGUGCUGAAGACGGUGCGUCUGAAACAGGAGCACGUCUGCGUGAUCGAGCAGCUGGAGCAGACCAUCGAAGACCUGCGCAGUAAGAUCGCCGAGCUGGAGAAACAGCAGCCCCUGCUGGAGCGGGAGGUGCUGACGCAGGACCAGGAGUGCGGAGGAGAGGAGCGCCUCCUCCCAGACGUCUGCCAUGUGGACCUACAGACAGAAAACACUGCGCUGCUGCCGCUGGAGGCCAAAUCGGUGCAGACGUCUCCCAUGGAGGAGAGCAUUAGGUUUAAAGUGCCUCCUGUGGAGGCGCAGGCGCCCGGGAGGAGUGACUCCUCGCUGCCAUCAGAAACUGAGAAUGCUUCUCAAGCGUUCGUGUGCAUGUGCCAGCAGCAGCCGGGCGCUUCGGUGCCACCUCCACCACCACCACCUCCUCCUCUGUCCGGGAUGUGUGCACCUCCUCCUCCUCCACCUCCGCUUCCAGGAAUGAGUGCUCUUCCUGCACCACCUCCUCUCCCAGGCAGUUCAUUUCCUCCUCCUGCGCCUCCUCUACCAGGAAUGGGUGCACCUCCUCCUGCGCCUCCUCUACCAGGAAUGGGUGCACCUCCUCCUGCGCCUCCUCUACCAGGAAUGGGUGCACCUUCUCCGCCGCCUCCUCUACCAGGAAUGGGUGCACCUCCUCCGCCACCUCCUCUACCAGGAAUGGGUGCACCUCCUCCGCCACCUCCUCUACCAGGAAUGGGUGCACCUCCUCCGCCGCCGCCUCUACCAGGAAUGGGUGCACCUCCUCCGCCACCUCCUCUACCAGGAAUGGGUGCGCCUCCUCCGCCACCUCCUCUACCAGGAAUGGGUGCGCCUCCACCUCCUCCUCCAGGUCCUCCGCCGUUGGCUCCUGGUCCUCCUCUGUCCUUUGGUUUGGGUUCUCUGCCUCCUCCGCUCCCGCUGGGUCUGUACGCAUUAGGAGCUACGCAGGAGAAACCACCUCGCAAAAGCUUCGUAGAGCCUCCGCGACCCAUGAAACCACUCUACUGGACCCGAAUACAGCUGCAUACCAAAAAGGACUCUCAUGCUGUCGUGUGGGAGGAAAUCGAAGAGCCAUCCGUGGAUUUUGAUGAGUUUGUCGAUCUCUUUUCCAAAACAGCAGUGAAAGAGAAGAAGAAGCCUCUGUCAGACACGAUCACCAGGUCAAAGACCAAGCAGGUGGUGAAGCUGCUGAACACCAAGCGUUCUCAGGCCGUGGGGAUCCUGAUGUCCAGUUUACAUCUCGACAUGAAGGACAUUCAGCACGCGAUCCUGAAUCUGGAUAACACUGUGGUCGAUCUGGAGACGUUACAGGCGCUCUACGAGAACAGAGCCCAGCAUGACGAGCUGGAGAAAAUCGAGAAACACAUCAAAUCCUCAAAAGACAAAGAGGGAAGCAAACCUCUGGACAAACCCGAACAGUUUCUCCAUCAGCUCUCCCAGAUUCCUAAUUUCUCCGGACGAGUCUUCUGUAUUCUCUUUCAGUCGACCUUCACUGAAUGCAUCUCAUCUGUUCAGCGCAAACUCCAGAUUUUGCAGAGAGUCUGCAAGGCUCUUCAGAGCGGCUCUGGAGUGCUGCAGGUUCUCGGGUUAGUUUUGGCCUUUGGGAACUUCAUGAACGGAGGGAAUCGCACCAGAGGACAGGCGGACGGCUUCACGCUGGAUAUUCUUCCCAAACUCAAGGAUGUCAAGAGCAGCGACAACAGUAAGAGUCUGAUGUCGUAUAUCGUGUCUUACUACCUGAGACACUUUGACGAGGACGCGGGCAGGGAGACGUGUGUGUUUCCUCUCCCAGAACCUCACGACCUGUUUCAAGCCUCUCAGAUGAAGUUUGAGGACUUGACUAAAGAUCUGCUGAGACUCCGGAAAGAUCUGAGAGCAUGCACUGCGGAGGUGGAGAAGGUGUGCACUGUCUCGACUGAAGAGCAUCUGCAGCCGUUUAAAGAAAAGAUGGAGGUGUUUGUGGGUGAAGCAAAAACAGAGCUGGAAAGUCAAGAGAAGCAACUCAGUGACACCCACAAAAUGUUCCUGGAGCUCUGCGUGUUCUUCUCGGUGAAGGCCAAGAGCGGAGAGAAAGAGGUUUCGCCUAACACCUUCUUCACCGUUUGGCAUGAGUUCUCCACCGACUUUAAAGAGAAUUGGAAGAAGGAGAACAAGAUCAUCCUGCAGGAGAGGCUGAAGGCUGCGGAGGAGUGUUUCCGACAGGUCAAAGAAAAAGCCACAUACAGCGUCAAACCCAAACACGCGUCUGGAAUCAAGGCAAAGUUGGGCAUGAAGAUCUGAGGCGGAUGUGGACUGACUCGUGUCGUUUCAUCUGUAAAUCGCUCUCGCAGCAUCUUCAGUGUUACUCUGCCAUCUGCCGUACCACACAGGAAGUGAUCCGCCGUCUGAAUGUGAUGUCAUAUCCUGUAUCCUGACGGAUGAACAUAUCAGAUGUUACAUAUCACCGUACAUACUGGAGGACUGAAGCAAUAUCAUCAAAACAAGGUUGUUUUAUUUUUAACCGACGAAAAAAGGCAAGAGAAAGCGAGAGUAUCUGGAUUUCUGAUGCGUCUUUAUUUUAAACAUUGGCACAGUCACAUGCUUUUAAACCAACACUAGUUAGUGCAGUUUAGUGCUCUAGUCAUCAGCUGGUUUAACAUGUUCAAAGCACACUCCAGUCCUACAGGACCUGAAAGAGACACUCCAGUAUGUACAGUACGAGUCAAAUCAGUCAGCGGCGAACGUUCAGGAAUCUACUCAGUGUUUUUGUGAAAUUAUGCAAUAUUGUUUUCUGUUUUUGCUGCAUCCACACAUUCACUCACUCACUCACUCAAUGUAUUUAAGAGGAUGUUUUUUUAAAUUAAUGUAAAUUAUAUUAACAUCUUUAUGUAGCAUUGGUUUGUUUUUAGCAUGUGCGUGUCGGAGGUGUGGAUGGACGUCUGCGCUCCAUGUGCAAUAACUGUUUGUAUCUGAACGUUUUGAGAAGAGUGUAAUUUAUGUAAAAUAAAGGGAUUAAUAAAUUCAGACAUUUUAAUUUA